Messenger RNA from Meriones unguiculatus (Mongolian gerbil), 3547 nucleotides. It is a transcript of the gene Cacul1, whose product is annotated as CDK2 associated cullin domain 1. The coding region runs from base 408 to 1511 and encodes 367 amino acids. Gene Ontology annotation, biological process: ubiquitin-dependent protein catabolic process. Gene Ontology annotation, molecular function: ubiquitin protein ligase binding. The transcript has 9 exons. Lineage: Eukaryota; Metazoa; Chordata; Mammalia; Rodentia; Muridae. The record is from RefSeq and is a predicted model, not a curated record.
ACGCCUGGCCUAAACCGGUGAGGGGAGGGGAGGGGAGGGGAGGGCUCCGCUGGGUCCCGUCGCGCCGUGGUGACUCACAGCUCCCGCCCCCUUUUCGCCCGCUUUCUCCGGGCCGUCCCUCGUACCACGUGCCGUCCUGGCCGCUCCCGGAGAGCCCUUCCCGAAGGCCCGGAGCAGCUGCUGUAAAAUGUCGUGAGGGACGUCGCUGCUUUGCGGCCGCCUCUCAGAACCGGAGCCCGGGAGUGCCCACCGCAGUCGGCGGUUCCUUCAGCGGGGUCCUCUCCACGGAGGGCGAAAGCGCUCGGCGCGCCGCUGGCUUUUUCCGUGCGCCGGCGAGUGCUCCGGGCGAUGUGAACUCGAGGCGGCUGCUGUGCUUCCCGGUCCGGGCGCUGAGGUGGGCCGGCGGGAUGGAGGAGAACAUGGAGGAGGAGGAGAUGCUCACCUACGAAGCAAUGAUGGACGACCAGAACCACAACAACUGGGAGGCCGCCGCAGACAGCUUCCGGCAGCCUCCGCCGCCGCCCUCGUCGUCCAUCCCGGAUCCUGGCCGAGAAUCCCCGGGGGGCCAGCUGCUGGCUGUGCCCGCGGGCUCCGUGGACAGAAAGGGCCCUAAGGAGGGUCUCCCUAUGGGGCCUCCGCCCUUGCCGGAGCCCAACGGGGUGAUCAUGAUGUUGAAGAGCUGCGACGCGGCCGCUGCGGUGGCCAAGGCGGUCCCUGCCCCCACCCCCAGCUCCACCAUCAACAUCAACACCUCCACCUCCAAGUUCCUAAUGAAUGUUAUAACAAUUGAAGAUUAUAAGAGCACAUAUUGGCCAAAAUUAGAUGGUGCCAUAGACCAACUUCUAACCCAGAGUCCUGGUGACUAUAUACCUAUAUCCUAUGAACAGAUUUACAGCUGUGUGUAUAAGUGUGUGUGCCAGCAGCACUCUGAACAGAUGUACAGUGAUCUGAUUAAAAAGAUAACCAGCCACUUAGAGCGAGUAUCCAAGGAGCUGCAGGCCAGCCCUCCAGACCUCUAUAUUGAAAGAUUUAAUAUAGCUCUGGGACAGUAUAUGGGAGCAUUACAGAGCAUCGUGCCUCUUUUCAUAUAUAUGAAUAAGUUUUACAUAGAAACUAAGCUUAACAGAGACUUAAAAGAUGACCUUAUAAAGCUGUUUACAGAACACGUUGCAGAGAAGCACAUUUACAGCCUAAUGCCUUUACUUUUAGAAGCCCAGUCAACACCAUUUCAGGUCACACCUUCAACUAUGGCAAAUAUUGUGAAAGGCCUGUACACUCUCAGACCAGAAUGGGUUCAGAUGGCUCCAACGUUGUUUUCUAAGUUUAUUCCAAACAUUCUGCCCCCAACUGUGGAAUCUGAACUUUCUGAAUAUGCUGCUCAAGAUCAGAAGCUUCAAAGAGAACUCAUACAAAAUGGUUUUACCAGAGGCGACCAGUCCCGAAAGAGAGCUGGGGACGAGUUGGCUUAUAACAGUCCAUCUACUUGUGCGAGUUCCAGGGGGUAUAGAUAGUAACUGUUUGAGCACCUUUUCUCCUGGAGAGGAGGCCCUGGAGCUGCAGAAACUGUUCCAGGCACCACGGGGCCUGCACCACUCAGGGGCUCUGUCAGGCUGUUCUCAGAGAGAGAGGAUGCUGCACUUCUUUCUUUGAUUUUUCAGUUUUUAAAACAAGAACUAACAAAAACAAUUGCUGCUAGACUUGGGGGUGAUUUUGAAAUGGGACAAUCUUUUAAUGAAUUAUCUACAGAGCAAGUGUCUUGGAGAGUGGCCAUUGCUAAGUAUAGCCCAACGUUCGAAUCAGCUUCCUCCAAAGAUGCAAGAAGGAAAGAAUCUUUUUUUUUUUUUAAGCUCUUGUCUUGUUCAUUUGUGGACUUGGCGCAUGGUGUCUCAUGUCAAGGUAUCUUUGCUUUAAAGCCAAGCAAAUGUUUCAAUACAGUGUUUUCAUCCAUGCUUCAAACCUUUUUAAAAUUCAGAAUGGUCUCUGUUUAGCAUUAGACUUGUAAAGGAAAAUGUUAACAAUUGUGUUCACUGUAACUUUCCCCAUUAUUUCACAGUCUCAACUCUGUGCCUUGAGCUUUGUGUACUUUGCUUCCGUGUGACCAUGUCAUCAAACUCACAAUGCUUUCUGGAGAUGUUGCUAUCCCAAACCAGCCCACCAUGGCCCCUGUUGUAUAGCUUUGUGUUUGUAGCAGGGCCAGAUUGAAAAAAAUGGCAGCACUCGAGGCUGGCCAGAAUUCACCCUACUGUCCCAGUUCUCAUGGGGGUCAAUUCUUGGUUUCCUUUCUGCUAUCACCUCACCUGAUUAGUGUGGGUGGAACCUUGGUUUAGGGCUGUGAUUCCUGUAGAGACUGCAAUAGUGGUAGCUACUCCUUGGGUCCUUCUAGAGACUAGUAGUUACUAAAGCCACAUGUGGUGAGUAGUUCUUGGUCCAUCUCAUUUUAACGGGUACAUUUAGUACUUGUAAAAGGUCAGCUCUGCCCUGCGUCUUGGAAACAUCAUGUUUGAUAUUUGAGUGCAGCAGGGAGUUUGCACUGGUGAUUGAAGGCUCUCUUUAGCUGUAUUUUCUAUUUCACUACACCAGCAGUACUCUUUAGUUCGUCACAAAAGUCAGAAGCUUAUUCUAGUUGUUUUUCAGUGGUAAACAAAAAUAGACAUGCAAGGGAAAAAUAUUUUCUCAAUUUUGCUUGACUGUGAAGUGAGCAUUGGCUUUGUGCCACUAGGCGCCAUCUGACAGCGAUGCUGACCCUUGAGAGACUGCCCCCCAGGACACUACUGUGGACUCUGUUGGCAGAAGAGCUAGAAAAGGGGCACUGGGGACAAGAUCUUCACCCAGUAGCAGCCCUGUAUUUGCAAACAAUGGUCUAGGGAAGGAAUAGCUAGGAGCUGACAGCUUGGCUCUGUCGGUACUUCUCGGUACUUCUCGGCAGGCUUUAGUUGGCUUUGUUUCAUUUGAGCUGUAGUGAAGAACUCUGAGGAGGGACAGGCUGGCUCUUAUGGCCCACAGUCUUUUCUGCUCUAAUGUCAAGGGAACUUUUCAUUUUAUCAAGAAACCCAAAAGGUUACUUUUCUGAUGGAAUACUUGCCACAAAGUUGUCAGUAUCAUUUAAAACUGGUUUCUUUUACAUGGCUUUAAUACUUUUGACAGUAGUAAAGUUGGAACAUUUUUUGAGACAUAGCAGGUAAGUGUCUUAAUUAUACCCUCCUCUCCCCUGGGAGAAAGUAAUUUCUUUUUCCCACGGAACUUUCUCUAUACAAUUAUUCUGUUAUAUAAAUUGGCAUUAGUGUGGGUGCUUUUGUGUUAUUAAAUUAAUGGAGAAAUAGUCAUACUCAUUUUGUUUUAGCACAAAGUAUGUAGAGAAAAGCCUGUGACAUUCUCUGAGUCAGCUGGGCACCACUGUGCUGGUACUGAAAGGCAUGGGGAAGAUGUAUGCACUCUUAAUGUAUAAAACUUACUUGGGUGAAAUUGGGCUUGCUUAUUAAUUAAAAUCUUGACAGAAUUCUUAGCCCCCAGUUAUGAGGAAAUAAAAUCUGUUCUUUCCCAUCUUGUA